AAUCAAUGGGCUUAGGACAAUGGACUUGGCCCAAACACAUAACAAUAAGGUUUUGCUAUUCAAAAGUUUAAGGUUAAUUCCCUUCAAAAAAGAAAGUAAAAAUAAAAACUAAUUCACUCCAUAUGUCUUAAAUCGAUUUGUCGCUUAAAACGACCCACCUUAUCGAACAAAAUUAAUACUCCGUACUUCAUACUUUGUAUAAUUGAUAUGUGAAAAUUAGUCAUUGACUAUCAAAUACUAAAAAAAAAAACCAUCCAGGGUGUUAACCACGUUCCAUAACAAAUAAACUACAAAUUACCAAUUUCACAUACUAUUAUUAUUUAUAUAAAUCAAAGUAUAUUGUAUAUUCCUUUUUCUAAAUAUUCCCCAAAAUCAACAAACACUCACUCCCAAAUUCUUCCCUCUUUCUUUCUGUAAAAAAGAGGAGAGAGAAAACAAUAAUGGAUGCUCAUCUUCCAAAAGAGACUAAGGAGUUGGCCAAGAAACACAGGUUCAAGUCCCUUAAACGGGUCGAUUUUGACCCGGAUCAACGACUUGAUACGACCCCUUUUGGAGCUGAAUAUGGGUCCUUGGAAAAUGGGUUGACUUACUAUGUUCGCUGCAAUCCCAAACCCCAAAUGAGAGCUGCUCUUGCUCUUGCUGUUAAAGUCGGCUCUAUUUUUGAAGAGGAGAAUGAACGAGGAAUUGCUCAUAUAGUUGAACAUCUUGCUUUCAGCGCUACUAAAAAAUACACAAAUCAUGAUAUUGUAAAAUUCUUGGAAAGUAUAGGGGCUGAGUUUGGUGCAUGUGGAAAUGCUUACACAAGUUUUGAUGAGACUGUUUAUGAGCUGUUUGUUCCUAUUGACAAGCCUGGGAUAUUGUCUGAGGCGAUUUCCAUUUUAUCAGAGUUUAGUUCUGAGAUUCGGAUUUCAGAAGAGGACUUGGACAAAGAAAGAGGAGCUGUCCUUGAAGAAUAUAGACAAGGCAGGGAUGCUAGUGGUCGCCUGUCAGAAGAAACCUUUGCUUCAAUAAUGAAGGGUUCCAAGUAUGCAGACCGUUUGCCAAUUGGGUUGGAAAGUGUGAUUCGGUCAGCUCCUGCAAAGAUUGCAAAGCAAUUUUAUAAGAAGUGGUACAAUUUACAGAGCAUGGCAGUAAUAGCAGUUGGCGACUUUCCUAAUACAGAGAGUGUUGUUGAGUUGAUAGCCCAGAAAUUCGGCCAUAUUAAUUCACCAAAGCCUCAAAUAAUUUCCCCACGGCCUAAGAUUCCAUUUCACGGUGAAACACGGUUUUCGUGCUUAGUUGAACCAGAAGCAUCAGGAACUACUGUGGAGAUAAAUUGGAAGAUGUUAAAUGAUGAGCCUAAGACCGUAAGAGACUAUAAAGACUGGCUCAUUGGAGUAGUGUUCCGUUCAGCUUUGAACCGUAGAUUCACUAAAAUAUCUCGGAGAAAGAAUCCACCCUUUUUUGUAUGCUCCGCUGCAGAAGUGGAGUUGGUUCGUCCAGUUAAAGCCGUCCAAAUAUCUUCAUCUUGCAAAGAAAAAAGUAUACUUGAAGCCUUGACAUCAGUGCUAACUGAGCUUGCAAGGGUUAGGUCACAUGAUUUCUCUGAGCGUGAGAUAUCAAUUGCCUGUGCCAAUAUCAUGGCAGAAAUGGAGUCUGCUUAUUUAGAGCGUGAGAAAAUGCAAUCAAGCACCUGGCGGUAUCAGUAUCUGCAGCAUUUUCUUCGAGCUGAAGCUGUUCUUGGGCUUGAGUUUGAGGCUCAGCUUUUUAAAAGUAUUCUACCUCAGUUAUCAGCAUCAGAGGUUUCCAGGUAUUCUGAGAAGUUACAAAUGUCAGAAAGUUCUGUUAUAAUUAUAACUGAACCUCGAGCCACAGUAACAGAGAAAGAUCUUAAGGAUCUUGUGUCAGAGACAAAUUCUCUUGAGGAGGAAGGAAAAAUUUCUCCUUGGGAGGAUGAUAUCAUUCCAGAAGAAGUUGUUCAGGUGAAGCCAAAUCCGGGGAAAGUUGAGAAAAAAUCUGAAUAUCAAGAUAUUGGAGUUACUGAAUUAGUUCUGUCAAAUGGAAUGAAGGUUUGCUACAAAUGUACAGAUUUCAAGAAUGACCAGGUUAUCUUUAAAGGAUAUUCUUAUGGAGGUUAUUCAGAACUUUCAGAAAGUGAUUUUCUUUCUUGCAUUUUAAGCUCAAGUAUUACUGGAGAGAUUGGCCAGUUUGGUUAUAAACCAACUGUUUUAGAGGAUAUGUUGGCUGGCAAGAGAGCUGGUGUCUACACAGAGCUUAGCGCAUAUACUAGAAGUUUCAUAGGUGAUUGUUCACCUUCAGAUCUAGAAACUGCAUUACAGCUUGUCUAUCAACUUUUUGUGACUUGUGUGGAGCCUGAUGAAGACGAUAUUAAAAGAGUGAUACAUAUAGUAGAAGAAAUGAUUCGAGCAGAUGAAAGGGAUCCUUACAGUGUCUUCACAAAUAGGGUGACAAGAAUUAAAUAUGGAAAUUCUUACUUUUAUAAGUCACCGCUUGUUAAUGAUCUUCCAAAAGUUGAUCCAAAGAAAGCUUGUGAAUAUUUUGACUGUAGCUUUAAAGACCCCUCGACAUUUACUGUUGUGAUUAUAGGCAAUCUUGAUCCAGCUAUGAUUCAUCCAUUGAUACUAGAGUAUCUGGGUGGAAUCCCAAAGCCUUCUGAACCUGUUUUUCAUUUCAAGUUGGAAGACCUUAAAGGCUUACCUAGUAGUCCUCCUGUAAACGUAGUAAGAGAAAUUGUUAGAAGUCCCAUGGUGGAAGCGCAGUGUUCAGUCCAUAUAUCUUUGAAUAUAAAGUUGUGCAGUGAGACCCUGCUGGAAGAGAUGUGGUUUGCUACAUUUUUGAGCCAGCUUCUUCAGACCAAAAUGACCCAGGCUCUCCGUUUCAAACAUGGAGAGAUAUAUUCUGUAAGUGUUGAUUCUAACUUUGGAUAUAGCAAGCCAUCAAAAACUGCUGAUUUGGAGGGUGAGAUAACCAUCGAAUUUUCAUGUGAUCCAAAUGUCUCCUCCGCACUGGUUGAUAUUGCUUUAGAUGAGACACUGCGUCUGCAAGAGCAUGGACCUUCAGAAGAAGAUGUUUCCACUGUGCUUGAAAUUGAACAGAGGGACCAUGAAAAUGAACUGCAGGAAAAUAUAUUUUGGCUUUUUCAAAUUUUGAAGAGCUACCGUUCGAGGUUGUAUACUGAUAAUAAUCUGGAAUCUACAUUUCAGUUACUAGACAAAGCGAGAAGCAGGGCUCGACAAACUCUCUCUCCAUUAACUGCAAAAUGGGCACUGCAGAAAAUCUUGCCAUACCCUUGUAAACAGCAUUAUGUCUCAUUGACCUUAAUACCAGAAACAAAUCGUUUUCGUUUACUGAAACACCAACUUAAAACCCAACUUAAGCAAAAAUAUUAUGGUAGAUAUAUGAAGACUGUGGACAAAGUGUGGAAAGUUUUUGCCAGGAAACACAUUUCUCACUAAAAGCAGGGCUAUGCAGCAGCCAACAUUACGUUAAUAUGCCAGUUACUUGAGUAUUAGUUCAUCCCAUUUGUACAGUGGAUUCGUCAGCUUUACCUAAGUAUAGUUAGAUCCUAGAUUCUUUUGGGUGCUAUGGCAUCCACUAUUUGACUGAACAUGAACUACCAUCUUCCUUGGGUUGUGACUAAGAUUCACAACGUAUAUUAUUUUCCUUUCGAUGAUUCUUUAACUGUAAUUCUUGGGCGAUUUCCGGUAUGAAUACACAACUGUUACAACAUAUAUGUAAUACAUUAUAUUAUGCAGCCUAUGUUAUGAAGACUCUUCAAUUCACCUGAUGUA
Messenger RNA from Chenopodium quinoa (quinoa), 3791 nucleotides. Its product is annotated as zinc protease PQQL-like. The coding region runs from base 441 to 3455 and encodes 1004 amino acids. Gene Ontology annotation, biological process: proteolysis. NCBI's taxonomy places the organism in Eukaryota, Viridiplantae, Streptophyta, Magnoliopsida, Caryophyllales, Amaranthaceae. The record is from RefSeq and is a predicted model, not a curated record. The transcript has 22 exons. Gene Ontology annotation, molecular function: metal ion binding; metalloendopeptidase activity.